Messenger RNA from Mercurialis annua (annual mercury), 1983 nucleotides. RefSeq lists its product as uncharacterized. The record is from RefSeq and is a predicted model, not a curated record. The transcript has 8 exons. Gene Ontology annotation, biological process: translational initiation. NCBI's taxonomy places the organism in Eukaryota, Viridiplantae, Streptophyta, Magnoliopsida, Malpighiales, Euphorbiaceae. Gene Ontology annotation, molecular function: translation initiation factor activity. Gene Ontology annotation, cellular component: eukaryotic translation initiation factor 3 complex; cytoplasm. The coding region runs from base 105 to 1682 and encodes 525 amino acids.
GCCGGGUACAGCUCUCACUAAACCCUAAUCUCUCACCUCACACUCUACCCUCUUCACCUUCCUUCCCCAAGCACGCAUAUACCAGCUUGAUCUCAAAUCGAACAAUGGCAGCCGGCUACGACCGCGAUGACACCACGACGACGGCCAUGGCGGCAGGUUCCAAUUACGACGACCAGAGUGCCGGUGGUUACGACCCGAAUUUCGUACCGGAUUCAGUGAAAACAUUCGUGGUUCAUCUCUACCGUCACAUAAGAGAGAAAAAUGUGUACGAGAUCCACCAGAUGUACGAAACGUCAUUUCAAACGUUAUCUGAUAGGCUCUUUAAAGAAGCCCCUUGGCCGUCUGUUGACGCCGUUGCUCACUACGUUGAUAAUGAUCACGUCUUCUGUCUCCUAUAUCGCGAGAUGUGGUUCCGGCAUCUGUACGCUCGUUUGUCGCCUACUCUUAAGCAGAGAAUUGAUAGCUGGGAUAAUUAUUGUAGCCUUUUUCAGGUUGUGUUGCAUGGAGUAGUGAAUAUGCAACUGCCGAAUCAGUGGCUAUGGGAUAUGGUGGAUGAGUUUGUUUAUCAGUUUCAGAGCUUUUGUCAGUACAGAGCUAAGAUGAAGAACAAGAAUGAGCAAGAGAUUGCCCUAUUGAAGCAAAAUGAUCAGGCUUGGAAUGUUUAUGGAGUGCUCAACUUCUUGCAAGCACUUGUUGAGAAGUCAAAUAUUAUUGAGAUUUUGGAGAGGGAGAAGGAAGGCCUUGAACAAUUUACUGCUACUGAUGGCUAUGAUUAUAAUGGUGGAAGUAAUGUAUUGAAGGUGCUAGGAUAUUUCAGUAUGGUAGGUUUGUUGCGAGUUCAUUGUCUAUUAGGCGACUAUCACACUGGCCUGAAGUGCUUGCUUCCAAUAGACAUUAGUCAACAAGGUGUCUACACCAGUGUUAUCGGAAGCCACAUAACCACCAUUUAUCAUUAUGGUUUUGCCAAUCUUAUGUUGCGUAGGUAUGUGGAUGCUAUUCGCGAGUUCAAUAAAAUUCUGUUGUACAUAUACAAGACCAAGCAAUAUCAUCAGAAAUCUCCUCAAUAUGAGCAGAUUCUAAAGAAGAAUGAGCAGAUGUAUGCUUUGCUGGCAAUUUGCCUUUCCCUUUGCCCCCAAGUGAAGCUUGUUGAGGAGACUGUAAAUUCUCAAUUGAGGGAGAAGUAUGGUGAAAAGAUGGGUCGCAUGCAAAGAUAUGAUGAUGAAGCAUUUGCCAUUUAUGAUGAGCUAUUCUCAUACGCCUGCCCCAAAUUCAUUACACCUUCAGCUCCAAGUUUUGAAGAGCCUCUUGUAAACUACAACCAGGAUGCCUACAGACUGCAGUUGAAGCUAUUUCUGUAUGAAGUAAAGCAGCAACAGCUGUUGUCAGGUGUGCGAACCUUCCUGAAUGUGUAUUCAACCAUAUCCCUUGCAAAGCUUGCCAAUUACAUGGAGGUAGAUGAACCCAAUUUGAGGAGCAUCUUGAUGACAUACAAGCACAAGACUCAUUCUGUUGAUUCUGAGGGAAAGAUUAUCUCUAAUGCUGAUGUGGAUUUCUACAUUGAUGAUGACAUGAUUCAGGUGGUUGAAUCAAAACCAGUGAAGCGGUACGGAGAUUACUUUUUGCGGCAAAUUGUCAAGCUUGAAGGUGUGAUACAUGACAUGAAUCGGGUAAAGCUGGAGUGAGCAAAUAAUUUAGUAGAAUCGGAGCCCUGUUACUUUGACAGAGAUUUUGUUUAUUUACUGGCAUUUUCUUGCAUAUUCUUUUUCUUUUUAAUUUAUUUUUCUCGAGUUAGCUUUUUGAAAUGUAAUAUCUUGCUUAGAAAGGAGAUUAAUGUAUUUGGAAUGGUAUCUAUCCAGUUGACGGACACACUGGAAGGAUAAUGUGCUUUGUAACGAUAUGGGAAAAAAAUAUAUGCAGAUGUGGAUUUGUCUGUAUACUUGUUAGAAUUAUAGUUUUAUUUGGCUUUGAAUAGCUAGUUUCUCA